Messenger RNA from Fonticula alba, 849 nucleotides. Its product is annotated as Fe/S biogenesis protein NfuA. NCBI's taxonomy places the organism in Eukaryota, Rotosphaerida, Fonticulaceae. Gene Ontology annotation, molecular function: iron-sulfur cluster binding; iron ion binding. Gene Ontology annotation, biological process: iron-sulfur cluster assembly. Gene Ontology annotation, cellular component: mitochondrion. The transcript is spliced from 2 exons. The record is from RefSeq and is a predicted model, not a curated record. Bases 1 to 849 code for a protein of 282 amino acids.
AUGCUCUCCCGCCUGACGAGCAUCGCCCCGAGCCGCGCGGGCCUCCGCUUUGCGGCCGCCCUGCCCACCAUGGUCCAGCGGUCGCUCUUCAUCCAGACACAAUCGACGCCAAACACCGAUGCGCUGAUGUUCCGCCCCGGCCAGCCGGUCAUGACCACCGGCAACACGGUGGACUUCACGGACGCCACGCAGGCCGGGCCAUCUCCCCUGGCGCGGCGCCUCUUCCGCAUCGAGGGGGUCCGGUCGGUCUUCCUCGGGCCGGACUUCGUCACGGUCACCAAGCACCCGGCCGACGAGUGGCAGCUCAUCAAGCCGGACAUCUAUGCCACGAUCAUGGAUUUCUACACGGCCGGUGGCCAGCCGGCCUACAUCGAGCCCAAGGGCGAUGACGCCGACCCGGAGGCCAUCCAGGAGGAGGAGGACGAGGUGAUCUCCCUGAUUCGCGAGCUAUUGGACACGCGCAUUCGCCCGAACCUCCAAGAGGAUGGCGGCGACGUGGAUUUCAUUUCCUUCCGCGAUGGGAUUGUUCGGCUGAAGCUGCGCGGCGCGUGCACCACCUGUGCCUCGUCCACGCAAACCCUGAAGCACGGCAUCGAGAACAUGCUCUGCCAUUACAUCCCCGAAGUCGAGGGGGUGGAGCAGGUCCAUGAUGAGCUCCUGGACCAGGUGUCCUCGGAGCAGCUGCGCAAGCUGGAGGAGCGCCUCGGCGAAUACAAUGCCCAGGCCGAGGCCGAGUUCGAUGCGGCUCAGGCCGCCGAGGAUGAGGUGAUGAAGGCCGCCGCUGCCGCGGCUGAGGCCGCCAUCGAGGACGCUCGCCGCGGGGGUGCCCCUUCCGGAGGCUCUGCCUGA